AUGGAUAAACAGUGUAUUAUUUUGGAUAUUGGCGGACGUUUGUUUAAAACCAAAAUAACAACACUUACUUCGAUCGAUGGUUCCUAUUUUCAGCAAUUGUUUACUACAAAAUGGAAUCAUUUAUUGGAUUUGGAUGGUCAUUUAUUUAUCGAUCGUGAUAGCGAUGUAUUUCCCAUAAUUCUCGGUUAUUUACGUCAUGGAAAAAGCUAUCCUUUGCCAGUUGAUGAUUAUAAGCUAACCUUAAUUAUUUAUGAAGCUCAAUUUUAUAAACUUCCUGAAUUAAUUAAAGCUGCUGAAAAAGUCCGAUCGUAUAUGAGACGAAAUUUCAUCUCAUCAAAAUCAACUAUAUCUACUAGUCCAACAAGUAGACGUUAUUCGACGCAAGCAUCCAAAAAUAUACCGUUACCAAAAGAAAUGACCUCAAAAUCAAUUUUAUCCAUUCCACCAAUGCUACAACAAAUUCCGAAAAAAUCAACAACUGGCAACAAUGAAACAUUGAUGAGACAUUUCUUAAGCAAACUACCAAAUAGGCGCAACAGGAAUGAAAUUGAAAUUGGUCCACCGAAUGAAUUCAAACAUAUCCUACAUAUUGGCGAAGCAGACGAUGGCCAUAAAAUUGUUAUUGAUCAUAGUAACGAUGAUCAAAAAACGCUGAAAACUAUUGUGCAAGCUGUAUAUGACGAAAUUUCAACUUUACCGAUAGUAUACAGUUUGGUAGAUGCAGAUGAAAAUGAAAACCAUAGUGAAUCGGUGGAAAUCUUCUUUACCGAUUCAACUAUUCGAGCAUAUCACAAUGACAACUUAUCAGCACCUCAAAAAUUAUCAACCAGUUUACGAAAUGGUUUUUAUGAUAAUUGCUGCUAUGAGAUAGCACGAAGCGACAACAAGGAAAAAUGUCACUUCAAAGAGAUAAAAAAAAGCCCAAUUGUUACUGAUAUGUAA
Molecule: messenger RNA, 942 nt
Organism: Cercopithifilaria johnstoni
Lineage: Eukaryota; Metazoa; Nematoda; Chromadorea; Rhabditida; Onchocercidae
Source: the annotation of a GenBank genome assembly